AGAAAAAGGUAGUGAUAUUUUUCUUCAUCCAAUCAAUAGAUAGUAUUGUAAAUUCCACCUCCAGCUACUUAAUAUUCUCUUUAAAUUUUUGGAAAAACAUAGUAAUUACAAAUUAUACUAGUUGUAUUUCCUCCAUUUGUUCCUUUAAUAAUCAAAAUUUACGAUAUUUGAAGAAUUAAAACCAGGUUUACUCUGAGCUAAAUAUUUAGAUGCCCUUUUAAAGCUCAUCUGCAAAACUAGAAUUAAAGUAGAUAACAUAUAUAAUUAUAAAGGCCUAAAUUUAUUGAAUCAAAAACAACAUUGACAGAAAUUUAUAUAUAUCGAAAGAUCAGUGUUAUAGGGCAGCAUCUAUUUGUUGAUCAUAAAGGAAUGAAUUUAAAAAUGAAAAUUGAUUAAAUAUAUAUUAUUCUAAUUCUAAUGAAUUAGAUACUAAUUUUAUAUGAUUGUCGAAUAUAAAAUCUAUGA
Molecule: messenger RNA, 465 nt
Organism: Paramecium octaurelia
Lineage: Eukaryota; Ciliophora; Oligohymenophorea; Peniculida; Parameciidae
Source: the annotation of a GenBank genome assembly